CUCAGUUUCUCGGGAGGGGAGAGCUGUGGAGGCUCUGGAGGUGCGAGAAACGUUUAACAUUAGGAUCACUGGUUUGAGGUGCUGCUGGAACACAAAGUGGAAUAACUUGCUUGGGACCCUGGUGAAUGGAAAGCAAGCAGCUUCCUUGCUGUGAGGUUGCUGGAAAUACUGUUUUGGGAAUUUUUCGCCUCAACGAAUCCCUAAAACUGCACAGUCAUGCAGACGGAAGAAAUUGAGGAAGAGUAUGAAGAGGUGGUGGAAGAGUAUGUUGUGGAGAGCUCAUCGGGGAGCAUGCAGCAAACACAGGUUACAGAGCAGGCUGGGGGCCUGCCUGUGCGGAAGGUCAAGAAGAAGAAGAAGGUGGACACCUCCAAGUUCAUGACCCCCUACCUGGCCCACAGCCAGAAGAUGCAAGAACUCUUCAGCCACAACAAGUACCGCGAGACCUAUGACAAGACCAAGGGCCAGCCCUACUUGAUCACUUCGGACACCCCUGAGAUGAUCAGAAUUAAGAAGGCACAGGAGCAGCUCAGUGAGGUGAAAUACCGCAUGGAGGGUCUGAAGGCACGUACCGUCUGCAACUAUGAUGGAGAAGCCCGAGACAUCACCCAUGUGAAGCAUGUCUCUGAGCUGGUCAGCAAGGUCUUGUAUAGGCAAAAAUGGGAUGAGACCAAGGACAGGUACAUGCUACCCCCUGAUGCCCCAGAGCUGGUGCUGGCUGUGAAGAAUGCUGCCAACUACAGCAAGAAACUGUAUACAGAGGCAUGGGAUGAGGACAAGACCAUGUACUACCCCUACAGUGACAGCCCAGAACUCCAGCGUGUGGCUAAGGCCCAGGAGAUCCUCAGUGACAUUAAGUACAAGAAGGGUCAUGAUGAACGGAAGGCCAAGUACACCUCGCUGGCUGACCCACCGGAUGUUGAACUGGCCAAGAAAGUGUUCACCCAGCGCAGUAAUCUCAAGUACCAUGAAGACUAUAACAAGAACGUUAAGGGUCAGUGGUGCGAGACGCCAUACUUUGACGUGGCUGUUGCAAGAAUGGCUAUGGACAAUCUCAGUGCUAAAAAGUAUACGGCUAACUAUGAGGAAAUCAAAGACCAGAUUUACUUCAUGCAGACGGAAACUCCAGAGUACGGCUCACAUAAGAAGGCCCGCAACGCUGCCAGCACGGUCCAAUACAAGAAGGACUAUGAGAAGACCAAAGCCGUGGCCGAUUAUAACGUCCUCCCAGCUACAGAGAACCCCCUGCUGAGACAGAUGCGAUAUGCCGGCACGAUUCUAAGUGAUAAGGUGUAUAAGGCCAGUUAUGAAAAAUCGAGAGGUUCCAGCAUCAACUAUUGUGACACCCCCAAGUUCAAAAUGGACAGCGUUCUUAAGAGCUUCUCUGAUGCACAUUAUAAAGACAAGUACGACAGUGAGGUGAAGGGACACUAUAUUGGCAGCUAUGAAGACAUAUACAUGCUUCACUGUCAGAAGAUGGAGGAGAUUAAGGGUGAUAAAAAUUAUAAAUCCGAUUAUGAAGACAUGAAGAAAAGGUGUUAUUAUCCUCAAACCAUAAGCCCUGAAUAUGAAGCCACAAAAAAAUUACAGCAGUGCAAAGAUAAAGUGUAUCGCCAACACCCUGACAAAAUCAAGUUCACUCAAGUGACGGACUCUCCAGUCCAGGUCCAGGCUACCAUCAACGCAAUACAGCUGAGCGAUCUAAAUUACAAGUCGAAGUAUGAACAAACGAAGUUUAAGUGCUCCUUGCCUCCUGAUUACCCCUUCUUUGUUCAGUCCAGAGUGAAUGCCUACAAUCUUAGUGAUAAAUGUUAUAAGCAUGACUGGGAGAAAACGAAGGCUAAGAAUUUUGAAGUGAAGUUUGACGCUAUUCCUAUCCUUGCGGCACGAGCCCAUACCAACAUUGCCAGUGACGUGAAGUAUAAGAAGGAGUAUGAGAAAGCCAAGGGACACAUGGUUGGAGCGCUCAGUAUUCAGGAUGACCCUAAGAUUCUGCACUCCGUCCAUGUGGCCAAAAUCCAGAGUGAUCGUGAGUACAAGAAGGACUAUGAGAAGAUGAAGACCAAGUUCCACACUACCUUGGACAUGAUGUUAGUCACCCUGGCCAAGAAAUCCCAGGCCAUCACCAGUAAUACGGGCUACAAGCAGCCAAACCACAACUACUUUUUGCCCUAUGACAGCUUGCCACUAGACCUGGCCAAGAAAGCCAACAUCCUCCAGAGUGAGAAUGAGUACAGGUCUGAAUACCAUAACUCCACCAAAGGCACUCCCUGGAUCCCCUUAGGAUCAAUGGAUGUGGAGAAAGCGAAGAAAGCUGGUGAGAUACUCAGCGAGAGAAAGUACAGACAGCACCCAGACACCAUCCCCUUCACUGCCAUACAGGACCACCCUGUGAUGGUUCAGGCUCAUAUCAACCAGAUUCAGAGGAGUGAUCUGAACUACAAGAAAGGCCUGGAGGCUGUCCAUCAGAAAUACUCUCUGCCCCCAGAUGUCCCAGAGCUGCUGCAAGCCAGGUGCAAUGCCUACAACAUCAGUCAGAAAAAUUACAAGGAAGAUUGGCAGAAAACCAUUGCAAAGGGGCAUGACCUGAAGAAUGACGCCAUAUCUGUCAUUGCAGCAAAGAAAGCUCGGCAUGCAGCCAGUGAUGUUCAAUAUAAGAAAGCAUACAUGAAGGACAGGGGCCAUCAUGUGGGCUUCCGCAGCCUGCAGGAUGACCCCUUACUGGUGCACUACAUGAAUGUGGCCAAGAUGCAGAGUGAUAAGAACUACAAGGCAGACUACCACCAGGCCAAGCUGAAGUACCACACUCCUGUGGACAUGCUCAGUGUUCUUCAAGCCAAGCAUGCAACAGCUGUGACCACAAAUGCUGGCUACAAACAGCUCCGCCACUUUUAUACCCUCCUACCUGAUGCCAUGCCCCUGGAGCUGGCUCGCACCAUGAACACCAUUGCCAGUGAUUACAACUACAAAUCGGAUUAUGAAAGCUCUGUCAAAGGAACAGGCUGGAUCCCGAUUGGUUCCCUCGAUGUGGAGAAAGCCAAGACGGCAGCGCGUGUUCUGGACGAGAAGAAGUACCGGCAGCACCCCGGGACCCUCAAGUUCACCAGCAUCCUAGACUCCGUGAACAUGGCUUUAGCAAUGGCCAACACCAAGCAGCUUGAUAAUAAAGCAUACAAAGCUAGCGGAGAGAAGGUCAUGCAUACCUACCACCUCCCACCAGAUACACCAGGGCUGCUGCAAGCCAAGUACAAUGCUGCCAACAUCAGCCAGACCUACUACACACACGAUCAUAAAAAAGACCUACUCAAAGGUCACCAUGUGAAAGAAGAUGCUAUUCCCAUUAUUGCUGCCAAGUCCUCCAGAGACAUCGCAAGUGAUUACAAGUACAAGCUGGCCCACGUGAAGGCAAGGGGCCGUCACGUAGGCUUCCGCAGCCUGCAGGACGACCCCUUACUGGUGCACUACAUGAAUGUGGCCAAGAUGCAGAGCGAUAAGAACUACAAGGCAGACUACCACCAGGCCAAGCUGAAGUACCACACUCCUGUGGACAUGCUCAGUGUUAUUCAAGCCAAGCAUGCAACAGCUGUGACCACAAAUGCUGGCUACAAACAGCUCCGCCACCAUUAUACCCUCCUACCUGAUGCCAUGCCCCUGGAGCUGGCUCGCACCAUGAACACCAUUGCCAGUGACUACAACUACAAAUCAGACUACGAGAGCUCUGUGAAGGGAAUGGGCUGGGUUCCUAUUGGCUCCCUGGAAGUGGAGAAGGCCAAGACAGCAGCACAUGUUCUCGAUGAAAGGAAAUACCGGCAGCAUCCUGGGACUCUCAAGUUCACCAGCCUGCUGGACUCCAUGAACAUGGCUUUGGCUAGGAGCAACACCAAACAGCUCGAUGAUACUGCUUACAAGGCCUCUGGAGAGAAAUUCAAGCACACCUAUCACCUCCCUGCUGACUGCCCUGAGUUCCUUCAGGCUAAGUUCAACGCCGUGAGUCUGAGCCAGUCCCAGUACAAGCGACAGUGGAUGGAAGACAUUGCCAAAGGAUAUGACAUGAAGCCAGAUGCUAUCCCUAUUGUUGCGGCUAAACAGGGACGACACAUUGCCAGUAACUACCAAUACAAGAAGGAGUUUAUGAAAGCCAGAGGGCAUCAUGUGGGCUUCCGCAGCCUGCAGGACGACCCCUUACUGGUGCACUACAUGGAAGUGGCCAAGAUGCAGAGUGAUAAGAACUACAAGAAGGACUAUCACCAGAUUAAGCUGAAGUACCACUCUCCUGUGGACAUGCUCAGCGUCGUUCAAGCCAAGCACGCUUCAACCGUCACCACCAACGCCGGCUACAAACAGCUCCGCCACCAUUACACGCUCCUGCCUGAUGCCAUGCACCUGGAGCUUGCUCGCACCAUGAACACCAUCUCCAGUGAUUAUGAAUACAAGAGUGACUAUAAUAGCUCUGUGAAAGGAAUGGGCUGGGUGCCCAUCGGUUCAUUGGGAGUAGAAACUGCAAAGGUUGGUGGUGAAAUACAGAGUGACAAAAAGUAUCGCACUCAUCCUUCCACGUUCAAGUACCAUAAACUGAUGGACUCCAUGGAUAUAGCCCUUGCCACUGCCAACAAUCAGAUCAUGAAUAAGAAAGCAUACACAGAAGCUUGGGAUAAAGAUAAACUCAAAGUGCACAUCAUGCCAGACAGUCCUGAGAUAGUUCUGGCAAAAGCUAACCAGAUCACCAUGAGCCAGAAACUCUACAAAGCCAGUAUGGGUGAAUUGGCCCAAAAAGGAUAUAAUCUCAAACCAGAUGCCAUCUCAGUCAAGGCUGCAAAGGCCUCCAGGGAUAUCGCCAGUGAUUAUAAGUACAAGCUGGCCUAUGUGAAGGCGAGGGGCCAUCACGUGGGCUUCCGCAGCCUGCAGGACGACCCCUUACUGGUGCACUACAUGAAUGUGGCCAAGAUUCAGAGUGAUAAGAACUACAAGGCAGACUACCAUCAGGCCAAGCUGAAGUACCACACUCCUGUGGACAUGCUCAGUGUUAUUCAAGCCAAGCAAGCUUCAGCUGUGACCACCAAUGCUGGCUACAAACAGCUCCGCCACCAUUAUACCCUCCUACCUGAUGCCAUGCCCCUGCAGCUGGCUCGCACCAUGAACACCAUUGCCAGUGAUUAUGAAUACAAGAGUGACUAUAAUAGCUCUGUGAAAGGAAUGGGCUGGGUGCCCAUCGGUUCAUUGGGAGUAGAAACUGCAAAGGUUGGUGGUGAAAUACAGAGUGACAAAAAGUAUCGCACUCAUCCUUCCACGUUCAAGUACCAUAAACUGAUGGACUCCAUGGAUAUAGCCCUUGCCACUGCCAACAAUCAGAUCAUGAAUAAGAAAGCAUACACAGAAGCUUGGGAUAAAGAUAAACUCAAAGUGCACAUCAUGCCAGACAGUCCUGAGAUAGUUCUGGCAAAAGCUAACCAGAUCACCAUGAGCCAGAAACUCUACAAAGCCAGUAUGGGUGAAUUGGCCCAAAAAGGAUAUAAUCUCAAACCAGAUGCCAUCUCAGUCAAGGCUGCAAAGGCCUCCAGGGAUAUCGCCAGUGAUUAUAAGUACAAGCUGGCCUAUGUGAAGGCGAGGGGCCAUCAUGUGGGCUUCCGCAGCCUGCAGGACGACCCCUUACUGGUGCACUACAUGGAAGUGGCCAAGUUGCAGAGUGAUAAGAACUACAAGAAGGACUAUCACCAGAUCAAGCUGAAGUACCACUCUCCUGUGGACAUGCUCAGCGUCGUUCAAGCCAAGCACGCUUCAACCAUCACCACCAACGCCGGCUACAAACAGCUCCGCCACCAUUACACUUUCCUGCCUGAUGCCAUGAACCUGGAGUUGGCUCGCACCAUGAACACCAUAGGUAGUGAUAAUGUCUACAAAAGUGACUACAAUAAUUAUGUCAAAGGAAUUGGAUGGGUCCCCAUUGGUUCUGUGGAGGUGGAGAAAGCAAAGACAGCUGCUGCCAUUCACAGUGAAAAACUGUACCGCCAGCACCCGAGCAAGUUCAAAUUCACAAGAGACACAAAGGGAAUGGACCUGGUUCUGGCCUCUUCAAAUUCUCAGAUCCUCAACAAGAAAUCUUACACUGAGGCCUGGGAGAAAGACAAGACCAAGGUGCAUAUGAUGCCAGAUUCAAUGGAAGUAACCCUGGCCCGACAGAACAAGAUCACCUACAGCGAGAAACAGUACAAGCUUGCUAAUGAACUAGCUAAGAAGAAGGGCCAUAACCUGCGCCAAGAUGCCAUCUCCGUUCUUGCUGCUAAAGCCUCAAGGGAUAUUGCCAGCGAUUACAAGUACAAGGCAGGCUACCGUAAACAGGUUGGGCACCACAUCGGGGCACGCAGCAUCCAAGAUGACCCCUUGCUCAUGCUGGCUUUGAACUCAGCCAAAAUCGCUAGUGAUGCUUUGUACAAGAAGGAUUUCAACCAGUCCAAGACUAAAUUCCACCUGCCAGUGGACAUGUUGAUCAUUGAGUUGGCUAAGAAGAACCAGAUCCAAGCAAAUGACGCCAACUAUAGAACUUACCUGCACAACUGGACCUGCCUGCCUGACUCCAAUGAUGUUGUCCAGGCGAGGAGGGUCUAUGAUCUGCAGAGCGAUGCUGUGUACAAGGCUGACCUGAGAUGGCUUAAAGGUCUUGGCUGGGUCCCCAUUGGCUCACUUGAAGUUGAGAAAGUGAAAAAGGCUAACGAGAUCCUGACUGACAAGUUGUACCGCCAGCACCCCAGCAACUUCAGAUUUACAAGCUCAACCCAAGACAUGUCAAUGGUUCUGGCUAAAGCUAAUGCACAAAUUGGCAGCAAGCAACUGUACAAUGAGGCCUGGGAGAAGGAUAAGACGAAAGUGCACAUCAUGCCAGACUCAAUGGAGGUGACUCUUGCUCGACAGAACAAGGUUAUCUACAGUGAGAAACAAUACAAACUUGCUAAUGAACUAUCUAAGAAGAAGGGCCACAACCUGCGCCAUGAUGCCAUCUCUGUCCUUGCCGCUAAAGCCUCCAGGGAUAUUGCUAGUGAUUACAAGUACAAGGCAGGCUACCGUAAGCAAGUUGGACACCACAUUGGAGCACGCAGCAUCCAAGAUGACCCCUUGCUCAUGCUGGCUUUGAACUCGGCCAAAAUCGCUAGUGAUGCUUUGUACAAGAAGCACUUCAAUGAGUCCAAGACUAAAUUCCACCUGCCAGUGGACAUGUUGAUCAUUGAGUUGGCUAAGAAGAACCAGAUCCAAGCCAACGAUGCUAACUACAGAACAUACUUGCACAACUGGACCUGCCUGCCCGACUCCAAUGAUGUUGUCCAAGCAAGGAAGGUCUAUGACCUGCAGAGCGAUGCUGUGUACAAGGCUGACCUGAGAUGGCUUAAAGGUCUUGGCUGGGUCCCCAUUGGCUCACUUGAAGUUGAGAAAGUGAAAAAGGCUAACGAGAUCCUGACUGACAAGUUGUACCGCCAGCACCCCAGCAACUUCAGAUUUACAAGCUCAACCCAAGACAUGUCAAUGGUUCUGGCUAAAGCUAAUGCACAAAUUGGCAGCAAGCAACUGUACAAUGAGGCCUGGGAGAAGGAUAAGACAAAAGUGCACAUCAUGCCAGACUCAAUGGAGGUGACUCUUGCUCGACAGAACAAGGUUAUCUACAGUGAGAAACAAUACAAACUUGCUAAUGAACUAUCUAAGAAGAAGGGUCACAACCUGCGCCAUGAUGCCAUCUCUGUCCUUGCCGCUAAAGCCUCCAGGGAUAUUGCUAGUGAUUACAAGUACAAGGCAGGCUACCGUAAGCAAGUUGGACACCACAUUGGAGCACGCAGCAUCCAAGAUGACCCCUUGCUCAUGCUGGCUUUGAACUCGGCCAAAAUCGCUAGUGAUGCUUUGUACAAGAAGCACUUCAAUGAGUCCAAGACUAAAUUCCACCUGCCAGUGGACAUGUUGAUCAUUGAGUUGGCUAAGAAGAACCAGAUCCAAGCCAACGAUGCUAACUACAGAACAUACCUGCACAACUGGACCUGCCUGCCUGACUCCAAUGAUGUUGUCCAAGCAAGGAAGGUCUAUGACCUGCAGAGCGAUGCUGUGUACAAGGCUGACCUGAGAUGGCUUAAAGGUCUUGGCUGGGUCCCCAUCGGCUCACUUGAAGUUGAGAAAGUGAAAAAGGCUAACGAGAUCCUGACUGACAAGUUGUACCGCCAGCACCCCAGCAACUUCAGAUUUACGUGCACAACCCAAGACAUACCAAUGGUUCUGGCUAAAGCUAAUGCAGAAAUUGGGAGCAAGCGUUUGUACAAUGAAGCCUGGGAGAAGGAUAAGACAAAAGUGCACAUCAUGCCAGACUCAAUGGAGGUGACCCACGCACGACAGAACAAGAUCAUCUACAGUGAGAAACAAUACAAACUUGCUAAUGAAGAAGCUAAGAAGAAGGGCCACAACCUGCGCCAUGAUGCCAUCUCUGUCCUUGCCGCUAAAGCCUCCAGGGAUAUUGCUAGUGAUUACAAGUACAAGGCAGGCUACCGUAAGCAAGUUGGACACCACAUUGGAGCACGCAGCGUCCAAGAUGACCCCUUGCUCAUGCUGGCUUUGAACUCAGCCAAAAUCGCUAGUGAUGCUUUGUACAAGAAGCACUUCAAUGAGUCCAAGACUAAAUUCCACCUGCCAGUGGACAUGUUGAUCAUUGAGUUGGCUAAGAAGAACCAGAUCCAAGCAAAUGACGCCAACUAUAGAACUUACCUGCACAACUGGACCUGCCUGCCCGACUCCAAUGAUGUUGUCCAAGCGAGGAGGGUCUAUGAUCUGCAGAGCGAUGCUGUAUACCAGGCUGACCUGAAAUGGCUUCGAGGUUUGGGCUGGGUGCCCAUUGGGUCGCUGGAUGUGGAGAAGGCCAAGAAGGCCGCUGAGAUCCUGAGCGAGAGAAACUACCGCCAGCACCCGAGCAACUUCAGAUUCACCAGCAAAACAGACUCAGUGCCCAUUGCUCUGGCUAAAGCCAAUGCUUCAAUAAUCAACAAGCGUCUGUACACCGAAGCAUGGGAAAAAGAGAAGGUUAAAGUCCACCUCAUGCCCGACACACCUGAGAUUGUGCUGGCCCAGCAAAACAAGCUCAACACCAGCCUGAAACAUUACAAACAAGGAUACGAAGAUACUAUCAGAAAGGGAUACCACCUGCCCAAAGAUGCUGUGUCAGUCCUGGCUGCUAAAGCCUCCAGGGACAUCGCCAGUGAUUACAAGUACAAGACUGGUUACCGUAAGCAAGUUGGACACCACAUCGGGGCACGCAGCAUCCAAGAUGACCCCUUGCUCAUGCUGGCUUUGAACUCGGCCAAGAUCGCCAGUGACGCUUUGUACAAGAAGAACUUCAACGAGUCCAAGACUAAAUUCCACCUGCCAGUGGACAUGCUGAUCAUUGAGUUGGCUAAGAAGAACCAGAUCCAAGUAAAUGAUGCUAACUACAGAACAUACCUGCACAACUGGACCUGCCUGCCCGACUCCAAUGAUGUUGUCCAAGCAAGGAAGGUCUAUGACCUGCGCAGUGAUGCUGUCUACAAGGCUGACAUGGAAUUCAUGAGGGGAGUUGGCUGGGUCCCCAUCGGCUCGCUGGAUGUGAUAAAGGCCAAGAAAGCAGCAGAGAUCCUGAGUGAUCGCACCUACCGGCAGAAGCCAGACACUUUCAAAUACACAACUGACAUGCAGUCGAUGCCAAUGGUCCUGGCCAAGACAAAUGCUGACAUAAUGAACAAGCGCCUGUACAAUGAAGCAUGGGAAAAGGAUAAGACCAAGGUUCACCUGAUGCCAGAUAUACCCGAGGUCAUUCUUUCAAAAGCCAACGCUGCAAACAUCAGCAAGAAACUUUACCGCCAAGCAUUUGAGGAGACUAUCAGGAAGGGCCAUGACAUCAAACCAGAUGCUAUAUUCAUCAAAGCUGCAAAGGCUUCCAGGGACAUUGCCAGUGAUUACAAGUACAAGACUGGUUACCGUAAGCAAGUCGGACACCACAUCGGGGCGCUCAGCGUUCAAGAUGACCCCUUGCUCAUGCUGGCUUUGAACUCAGCCAAGAUCGCCAGUGAUGUUUUGUACAAGAAGGAUUUCAACAAGUCCAAGACUAAAUUCCACCUGCCAGUUGACAUGCUGACCAUUGAGUUGGCCAAAAAGUGCCAGAUUCAAGUCAAUGAUGCCAAUUACAGAACCUACCUACACAACUGGACUUGCCUGCCGGACUCCAAUGAUGUCGUCCAGGCCAGGAAGGUCUAUGACCUGCGCAGUGACGCUAUUUACAAAGCUGACAUGGAGUGGAUGCGGGGCGUGGGCUGGGUGCCCAUUGGGUCACUGGAUGUGGAGAAAGCCAAGAAGGCAGCUGAGAUCCUGAGUGAAAGGAAGUACCGCCAGCACCCAAGCAACUUCAAGUUCACCAGCAAAACGGACUCAAUGCCCAUUGCUCUGGCUAAAGCCAAUGCUGCAGUAAUGAACAAGAGAGCUUACAUUGAGGCCUGGGAGAAUGACAAGACCAAAGUCCACAUCAUGCCCGACACGCCCGAGAUUCUUCUGGCCCAGCAAAACAAGCUCAACACCAGCCUGAAACACUACAAAGAAGGCUUUGCAGAUGUUAUCCGCAAAGGUUAUUUCCUGCCCAAGGAUGCCAUCUCUGUCAUUGCUGCUAAAGCCUCCAGGGAUAUUGCUAGUGAUUACAAAUACAAAGCAGGCUACCGUAAACAACAAGGACAUCACAUUGGAGCACUCAGCAUCCAGGAUGACCCUUUGAUUAUGAUGGCCUUGAAUUCAGCCCGUAUUGGCAGCGACAUUCUAUACAAGCAAGAAUUCAACAAGACCAAGACUAAAUUCCAUAUCCCAGUUGACACGCUGAUCAUUGAGAUGGCCAAGAAAUGCCAGAUCCAAGCCAAUGAUGCCAACUAUAGAACAUACCUGCACAACUGGACCUGCUUGCCCGACUCAAAUGAUGUUGUCCAAGCCAGGAAGGUUUAUGACCUGCGCAGUGACGCGGUGUACAAAGCUGACCUAGAGUGGUUAAGAGGCUGUGGCUGGAUGCCCCAGGGUUCCCUGGAUGUCAACAAAGCCAAAAAUGCUCAGGUCAUCCUCAAUGAUAGGCUGUACCGCCAGCAUCCCAGCACUGUCAAGUUUACCAGUGUCGUUGACCUGCCUGCCAUCGUCCUGUCCAAGCAAAAUGCUGACAACCUCAGCAAUAUGAAAUACACAGCAAAAUGGGAGAAGGACAAGACCUCCAUACAUAUCAUGCCUGACACACCUGCGAUUGAACUGGCUAAGGCCAAUUCCAUCAAUAUCAGCAAUAAAUUAUACACGCACGCCUGGGACACUCAGAAAGCCAAAGCGUACCACAUUAAAGAAGAUGCUGUCUCCGUUUUGAAGGCCAAAGCUUCUAGAGAUAUUGCUAGUGAUUACAAGUACAAGACUGGUUACCGCAAGCAAGUUGGACACCACAUCGGGGCACGCAGCGUUCAAGAUGACCCCUUGCUCAUGCUGGCUUUGAACUCAGCCAAGAUCGCCAGUGAUGCUUUGUACAAGAAGGACUUCAACAAGUCCAAGACUAAAUUCCAUCUUCCAGUGGACAUGCUAACCAUUGAGCUGGCCAAGAAGUGCCAGAUCCAAGUCAAUGACGCCAACUAUAGAACUUACCUGCACAACUGGACCUGCCUGCCCGACUCCAGUGAUGUUGUCCAAGCCAGAAAAGCCUAUGAUCUUCAGAGUGAUGCUGUCUACAAGUCUGACAUGGAGUGGCUGAAAGGUAUCGGGUGGAUUCCACAUGAGUCUGUGGAAGUAAUAAAGGUGAAGAAUGCUCAGAAGAUCCUCGCUGAUAGAGGCUACCGCGUCAAACUGGACGAGCAGAAGUUCGUCGCCCCUGUGGACAGGGUGGACCUGGUCUGUGCCAAAAAUGCAGCUGAGGUCCUAAACGACAUAAAAUAUCGUGAGAAAUGGCACCACGACAAAGUCAAGUACACCAUGUUGGACACCCCUCUUCUGGCCACAGCGAGAGAGAACGCCAAGAACGUCAACCAGAAACUGUACAGCAAAGAGUGGGACAAGACAAAAGCCACCAGCUACUUCAUGCCCGGAGAUGCUGUGGGCAUCAAGCAGAGCAUUCACACCACCCGAAUUCAGAGUGAUUACCAGUACCAUACAGGGUACCGCAAGCAAGUCGGACACCACAUUGGGGCGCUCAGUAUCCAAGAUGACCCCUUGCUCAUGCUGGCUUUGAACUCAGCCAAGAUCGCCAGUGAUGCUUUAUACAAGAAAGACUUCAACAAGUCCAAGACUAAAUUCCACCUGCCAGUGGACAUGCUAGCCUUCGAGCUGGCUAAGAAGUGUCAGAUUCAAGUCAAUGAUGAUAACUACAGAACUCGUUUGCACAACUGGACCUGCCUGCCAGACCAGAAUGAUGUCAUCCAGGCCAGGAAAGCUUAUGAUCUUCGCAGUGAUGUUGUCUACAAAUCAGACCUGGAGUGGAUCCGUGGAUGUGGCUGGGUGGCAAUGGACUCGGUGGAUCACGUCAAAGUGAGAAACGCCCAGAAGGUCCUCAAUGACAGGGCUUAUAAGAAAGAUGCCCAGGAGAACUUUGGGAAAUACAGCCUCAUUGUGGAUCGUCCAGAAAUCGUCCUGGCCAAGAUCAAUGCUGCCAACCUGAGUGAUCUGAAGUACAAGGAGUCCUUCAAUCUGGAGAAGGGAAAGUAUCUAGGAUCAGAGGAUACACCCCAUCUGGCUCACUGUAGAGAAGUGGCCAAGAACAUCAGCGAGACGGCCUACAAAUCAGAAUGGGAUGGCACCAAAGCCACAAGCUACCAGCUGAAUCAUCAAUACCUCCCUCUGCUGGGCGCAAAACACAACAGGGAGGUCGCCAGUGAUGUGAAAUACAAGACAGCCCAUGAGAAGGCAAAGGGCCAUUACUUGGCCAACAUUGCUGCAGACUUCCCUGAGGUUGUUCGUGCUGCUCAUGUGGAGAAGAUGAAGAGCCUGAGAACCUACCACAAAGGCUAUGAGGAGACCAAGACUAAGCUUCACAUCCCCGUCGAUAUGAUAAGCCAUGUGGUGGCUAAACGAUGCCAGGAUAUCCUAAGCGAAGUCCAGUACCGCACCUACCUGCACCAGUGGACCUGCCACCCUGACCAGAAUGACGUCAUCCGUGCCCGAGCAUCCAAUGAGAUCCUGAGUGAUGUUUUCUACAAAGAUGACCUCAACUGGAUGAAGGGUAUUGGCUGCUACGUCUGGGACACACCUGAGAUCGUCCGUGCCAAGAAGGCCUACGAGCUGCAGAGUGACCUCAAGUACAAAGCUGAGGGAAAGAAAGAAUUCAAUAACUACUCCAUCGUUACGGACACCCCAGUCUAUGUCACUGCCAUCCUGGGCCACACCUGGGCCAGUGAGCUAAACUACAGGGAAGCUUACAACAAUGAAAAGCACAUAUACACCACCAUUUUGGACACCUUUGACUACGCACGAUGCCAUAACCUGAAGUCUCUCUACAGCAAUAAAUCAUACAGAGACGCCUGGGACAAGAUCAAGGCCAAGAGCUACAGUUUGCCUCCGGAUUCCCAUUCCCUGACCCAUGCCAAACAACAGAAAGUGAUUCUGAGCAACAUAAAGUACCGAGAGGACUAUGAGAAAUUCAAAUUCCUCUACACCUUGCCCAAAUCCCUGGAGGACGAUCCCAGCACGGCCAGGUGUAUCCGCGUUGGCAAGCUGUCCCUUGAUCGCCUGUACAAGGAUCAGUAUGAGAAGACAAAGGCUAAGGUGCACGUGCCUCCCGACAUGCUGGAGGUGGUGGCUGCCCGCGACACUCAGAAAGUAGUCAGCGAGAUUGACUACCGCAAGUACCUGCACCAGUGGAUCUGCCUGCCUGACAUGCAGAUGUACGUCCAGGCCCGCAAGGUCAACGAGCAGCUAAGCGAUAUCUUCUACAAAGACGACAUGAACUGGAUGAAGGGGAUUGGCUGCUACGUGUGGGACACACCCGAGAUCCUGCGUUGCAAGCAUGCUGUCGAACUGCAGAGCGAGAACAAAUACAGAGCUAAAGGUGUGGAGCAGUUUAAGGAUUACUCAGUUGUGCUGGAGACCCCCGUCUACGACACCUGCAAGCUGAGCGCCAUCAACCUGAGCGAUCUCCAUUACCGCCAGGAUUAUGCUGCCAACAUCAAGGGCACCAACACCGCUCCCGCCGUCACUAUAGACACGGAGAGGGCAAAGAUGGCCAACAACAUUCAGAGUGAUAUCCUCUACAAAGAUGCCAACAACAAGUUCAUGCCCACUGGCUACUCCCUCCCUGCGGACACUCCACUGAUCAAGCAAGCCAAGGCCAACAGCAUCACUAGCAGCAAUGUGAAGUACAAGGAAGCAUAUGACCUAAUGAAGGCCAAGAACUACACCCUUGAUCCAAACGGUGUCAGCUUUGUCAACUAUAGGAAAGCCAACGAGGUCACCAACAACCGCCUGUACCGUGAGAAGUAUGAGAAGGAAAAAGACAAGAUCCACUCCACCUACGACACGCCAGAGAUUAGACAGGUCAAGGCCACCCAAGAGGCCAUCAGUGAUCUGUGCUACAAGGAGAAGUACUACAACAACAGAGGACAGCUCAUCUCCAUGCCUAUCACCCCUGAACUGAUGCACUGCCAACACGUCAAUGAGAUCACCAGUGAUAUCAAAUACAAAGAAGACCUGCAGUGGCUAAAGGGCAUCGGCUGCUUCCUGUACGACACGCCUGAGAUGGUGCACGUCCGCAACAUCACCAAGUUCCAGUCCGGAUACACCAUUGAGGCAAAGAAGCUGCAUGGCAAGGCAUCUGUGGUGCUUGAAACACCGGAAUACAACCGUGUGGCGGAGCUCAAACUCCACAUGAGCGAUCUGGUGUACAGAGCCCAAGGCAAUGAGCAGAAGACAAAGUGCACAACCACAGCUGACAGUGUGGAAAUGAAGAGAGCCAAGUGGGCACAGGAAUUGACCAAUAAGUACAUGUACACUGACCUGGCCUCCAAAGAGCGGGCCUACUUCACUCCAGAGAUUGACACUCCGACCAUGGAGCACUCCCGCUACAUGAAGGUGGUCGCCAGCGGGAAUAAAUACAAGAGUCAGUAUGAGAAGAUGAAGCACAGAUACACCGCUAUCGCUGACACACCCAUACUGGUGCGAGCCAAGAAAGCCUACCUGAAUGCCAGUGAUCUGCGCUAUAAGGAGACCUUCGAGCUGGCCAAGGGCCACUACCACACCGUGAAGGACGCUCUGGACAUCAUCUACCACCGCAAGGUCACAGACGACAUCAGUGAGGUCAAAUACAGAGAGAAGUACAUAAACUCACUGGGUCUGUGGAGGUCCAUCCCUGACCGUCCAGAGUUCUUCCACCACAGGAUCGUGGGUGAUGCCGUCAGCAAUAUCAAAUACAAGGAGGACCUGGACUGGCUGAAGGGUAUUGGCUGCUACGUUUGGGAUACCCCUGAACUGGUGCAAGCAGAGAGGAACAAGAACCUCUACAGUGAGAGGAUAUACAAAUCAUCUUUUGAGAAGAACAGAGCCAACUUCAAGUAUACCAGUGAUACUCCAUUCUUCCAAACUGCCAAGUUUGCCUCCACUCUUAUCAAUGAUAGGUCAUACAGGGCUGCCUAUGAAAAGAGCAAAGACAAGUACACUGUUGUGGUUGAUGAUCCCAGGAACCUUCUGGCCAAGCAGGCCAACAAGAUGAGCCAGUGGAAGUAUAGGGAGCAGUAUGAGCACUCCAAGGACAAGUUCACGCCCGUGCUGGACACACCCGAACACCAGAAACACCUGCGCAUUAAGCAGAACAGCGAUAUCAAGUACAAGAUGGAAUACAACAGGAACAAGGCUAAGGGCUACACUCUGCCCCACGACACCCCCAUCCAUCAGCACAUGAAGAAGGUCCACGAAAUCCAAAGCAUGCUGAAAUACAAGGAGGUGUACGAGAAGAACAAAACUCACAUCAACAUGGACCCAGAGGCGUACGACAUCCGUGCCGCAAAGGAGGCCUACAAGAACAUCAGCAAUCUGGAUUACAAGAAGAAAUACGAGGCCACCAAGAACAAGUGGAUCUGGACCGUAGAUAGGCCAGACUUUGUCCAUGCUGUGAAGACCUCUUUCCAGCAGAGCGAUAUUGAGUACAAGUACGACAAGGAGAUGCUGAAAGGCUGCAAGAUCUCUGUAGCGGAUGACAAGUACACAACCCUGGCCAAGCACAACAGCGAGUUGGCCAGCGAUGUGAAAUACAAGGAGAAAUAUGAGAAGUCAAAGGGCAGCUAUAUGGCAGUCCUGGACACCCCCCAGAUCCUCCAUGCUAAAUCUGUAGCCUCCCUGGUGUCAGAGAGUAAAUACAAAGAGGCCAGUAAGAAGGAACUUCAGUCUGGCUCUUUCACCACCCUAGCUGAGACCCGUGACACAGCCCACAGCAAGGAAAUAGGCAAAAUCGUGAGCGGGAAAUUGUAUAAGGAGAAAUUUGAGAAAGAAAAAGGCAAGUCAAAGUACAACAGCAUGCUGGUCCCACCAGAUGUGAAGCACGCAAUGGAUGUUGCGAAGACCCAGAGCAAUGUGGCUUAUAAGCAGGAGGCCAAGGCCAAGUUGCACUACACCCCUGUGGCCGACCGCCCUGACAUCAAGAGGGCCACUCAGGUCGCCAAGCUCGUGAGCGAGGUGGGCUACCGUGAGAAGGCCCGUAUGGAGGCCAGGCGCGGAGGGUCCCUGAAGGAACGUCCUGACAUUACUCUGGCUACCGAGGUGUCCAAGCUGACCAGCGAGGUUGAAGGGAGGCCGUCCCUCCACGGAGCCGCCUCCAUCGACACCCCCCAGAUGCGUCACAUUAAGAAAAUGAGUUCCCUGAUUAGUGAUAUCAAGUACAAGGAGAAGUUUGACAAGGAGAUGAAGGGAAAGAAGCCACAGUAUGACCUGAAGAGCAGUAAGGUGUAUCAGACAAUGAAGGAGGCCAACGUUCUGGCCAGUGAGGUGAAGUAUAAAGAAGGCCUGAAGAAGAUCCACAAGCCAGUGACGGACAUGGCUGAAUCUCUUGCCAUGCAACACAGCCUGAGCACCAGCAAGCUGUCCAGUGAUGUCAAGUACAAGGAGAAGUAUGUGAAGGAGAGGGGCAAGGCCAUGUUGGACUUUGAGACACCCACCUAUGUGACAGCCAAGGAAGCCCAGCAUAUGCAAAGCCAGAUAGAGUACAAGAAGGCGCUGGAGCUAGAGAUCAAGGGCAAAGGAAUGUUGGCUUUGGCUACAGACACCCCUGACUUCAUGAGGGCAAGGAAUGCUACAGACAUCCUCAGUCAGACCAAGUACAAGCAGACAGCAGAGCAUGACCGUUCCAGCUACACCUCUGUGAUCGACACCCCAGACAUAAUUCACGCUCAGCAGAUCAGAAACAUUGUCAGCCAGAAAAAGUACAAGGAGGAGGCCGAGAAGACCAUGUCUCACUACGUGCCGGUUCUGGACACUCCAGAGAUGCAGAGAGUGCGCGAGAACCAGAAGAACUUCAGCACUGUAUUGUAUAAGGACAUUUCCCUGAAAGGAACGCCCGUGGUGUCCACUCCAGAGCUGGAGCGGGUCAAGCGCACCCAGGAACACAUUAGCUCGGUGCUGUACUCCGACAGCUUCCGCAAGCAGGUGCAGGGCAAGGCCGCCUUUGUCCUGGACACCCCUGAGAUGAGGCGUGUCAAGGAGACCCAGCGCAUCAUCUCUGGAGUAAAGUACCACCAGGAGUUCCAGAAGAGCAAGGGCAGUUUCACUCCCGUGGUGACGGACCCAGUGACAGAGCGUGUGAAGAAAAACACACAGGACUUCAGCGACAUCAGCUACCGUGGAAUCCAGAGGCGUGUGGUAGAGAUGGAGAGGAGGAGGACCAUUGAACACGACCAGGAGACCAUCACAGACCUGCGUGUCUGGCGUACAAACCCUGGCUCUGUCUUUGACUAUGACCCAGCUGAGGACAACAUCCAGUCCAGGAGUCUCCAUAUGAUGUCAGUCCAGGCGCAGCGGCGCAGUAAGGAGCACUCACGCUCCACCAGCGCCAUGAGCGCCGGGGACGAGAAGUCCGAGGUCUCCGAGAACGUGGACCAUCACCUGUCCCUGUACAGUGAGGGCUUCGCUACCUCCUCCAUUGGCUACCAGCAGGCCAAGACUGUGGAGCUGCAGCAGAGGUCCUCCUCUGUGGCCACCCAGCAAACUACUGUGUCCUCUGUCCCCUCCCAACCCUCCACCACUGGGAAAACUGUGCGUGCCAUGUACGACUACGCUGCCGCAGACAACGACGAGGUGUCUUUCAAGGAUGGCGAUGUCAUUGUGAAUGUGCAGUCCAUCGACGAGGGCUGGAUGUAUGGCACCGUGCAGCGCACUGGCAAGACAGGCAUGCUGCCGGCCAAUUAUGUUGAGGCCAUCUAAAAGGAAGCCCCGCCCCCCCCCACUACGCCCAGAGCAGGCAUCCCACACAGUCAUGGAGACAAAAGCUUGCCAUGUAUUCCCGUCUUGGAUAGUUAAAUGAGAUGGGCUACAUAGAUUCUUUUAAUGGGUAGUGUUAAAUAUUACAAAGCAAUGUAACAGGGCAAAAUAGUUGUGAUGUAGUGAAAUACAUCAUCAUAUCUAUAAAAAACAUUUUGUUUGAUGCCUGUUUUUCCCUUCCUCCAUGGGGAUGGAAUGUAUGGGGGUGCUGAUGAACUUUCUAACCAAAUAAAUAACCUAUUAUACAUAUAUUUAUAUAUAUACUCUUGUAGAUUACACAACCUUUCCUAAACAUUGACUAUCUAGAAAUCUCCUGAAGUGACGCCCAUUAUUUUGUAUAUGAAAGGCAGGCACCAUAUUUACUACCAAGAUGAACUAAAAUGUGUCAAUAUUUGAAAUCUUUGAACAUUCACACACAAGAAGAAAUGGUCUUACCUGCUGUACACAAACUUUUCUAUGUUUUGAAUGAACAUGUAAAAAAAAAUCUGGCUGAACAAAUUGAAAAGAAGGAAAAUGUGAAAAAAAUGCAGACCUGGAGGAGACAGCAGCUCCUUAGAAUCAAACCAGUUUGAAGAGUUAAGAGAAGCCUCUUCCCUCCUUUUGCUGAAGGCUGGCCACUAGUGCAUGUGUGUUUGGUUCUUCCAGUUACCUGGGCCUGGGGGUGAAGGAAGCCAUGUACCUGAAACAGUAGCUAAUAAAACACACUGAGUUUCCGCAGCA
Megalops cyprinoides (Indo-Pacific tarpon) is the source of this 19170-nucleotide messenger RNA. RefSeq names its product nebulin-like. The coding region runs from base 217 to 18393 and encodes 6058 amino acids. Gene Ontology annotation, molecular function: actin filament binding. The record is from RefSeq and is a predicted model, not a curated record. Gene Ontology annotation, cellular component: Z disc. The transcript has 132 exons. NCBI's taxonomy places the organism in Eukaryota, Metazoa, Chordata, Actinopteri, Elopiformes, Megalopidae. Gene Ontology annotation, biological process: cardiac muscle thin filament assembly.